GACAAACAGCUGAUCUGACACCGCAGCACACAGCUGAUCAAUAGCACCCCACCCAUUCGCGUAUUUCCGCAUCUUACCAGCUGCCUCUCCACUCUUUUAGAUGCCUUUAAAGAUGCUCCGCGAGGUUUAAGGAACGGCCCCAACGCUCGUCUACCUGUUGACGUGUCCGAUCAGAACCUUUUCUCCCGCGCCACGUCCAAAUAACUACGUGCCUGCAGCCGCGCUGACGUGGUGACGCAACUUUUGGUUACCGCCUCUCAAGUUCCCCUUUUAAAAUCAGAAACAUGAACAACAUUCCUAAAGAAUUCUUUCUAUUACAAUCGUACUUAUUUAUUUUUAUUUAUUUAUUUAUUUAUUUAUUUAUUUAUUUUUCCAUUUACGUGCGUUUUGACUCAACAUGUUGUGUUUUCCAUUUACAUGCAUGAGUAAACUGUACAAAAUGAUGUCAAGGUUAAUUAAUUGUUCAGUAUUCAAAAAUAUUUGUUGAGUUCCAUCGAACCGUAUUGUCACUUAUGUCGUACUGUAGUUGCAACAAGAGGACAGCAUCUGUAACUCAUGGCAAUACCCGGUAAAGCCACAAGAGGGCAGCAUCUAUUAUUUAUGGCAAUACCCAGUAAAGCCACAAGAGGGCAGCAAUUGUAAAUCAUGGCAAUACCCAGUAAAGCCACAAGAGGGCAGCAUCUAUGAUUCUUGCCAAUACCCAGUAAAACCGCAGGAGAGCAGCAUUUGUAACUCAUGAGAAUAUCCAAUAGAGCAGGGGUCUCCAACUGGCGGACCGCGGUCCGGGUCCGGACCCCGAGACCCUUUUAUCCGGACCCCAGAAAGAAUUAAAAAAGGAUAACCUACCCACAAAAGGCUGGACUAAGGGAGGAAACCAUAACCAUAUCCAUUUUGGUGAGACUAUUCCAUUUUUUUCUUUUUUUGGACUUCUGUUCCUGGUGGAUCUAUAUUUUUUUGGACGCUGGAAUUUUACAUGAACACUGGAAGAAAGACUAAAUAGCCUAAAGAGACUGAAAAGAAUAAGAGGAAAUUUUUUCAUUUUGUUUUGGGGGGGGAAUUUAAAGAAUAUGUGUUUAUUUGUUUGAAUAGUUUGUGUUGAUUAAAAAGGGAAAUUAGUUAAACCCUGAUUUAGGUAAAGAGUGUAAUUCAUGCAACUCGUUACAUAUGGUGGCCAGUAUGGGGAGCUAAUUUCCUUCAAUAUAGGACUAUUUACAUAGUUUCAUUUUUGGUAAGAAUAAUGGCAACUUCAAAAUGUCAGGAGGUAAAUGAACUGACUGCACCUGUUGCUGUGCCAGGCACCAGUCAUGUCUUAGAUGACCUAAAUUUAACUGCGGGUCCGUUUGUCACGCGAAGAGGUAACUCUGCUAGUAAAAUAACUUCUUUGCUAAAUUCUUUGUAUUUAAAUGAGAAUGAUGAUAAAGAUGAAGACAGUGCUGGUGAAAAUGUUGAUGAUCCUGUACCAGUUGAUCAUGAUGAUGGUGAUGCUGAAAAUGUAUAUCCUGAGGGAUGUGAUGACAAUGUUGAAACUGGAGAUAAUGAGUUGGAUCCUAACGCACAAACGGAUCAUGAAAAAAUAGCUCAGGAUGUUGCCAGCUUGAAAGAACAAAUUACUAAAUUAGAAGUUCACUUUAGAGACACACUGACCAGCUCCCUUAACAGAGAAAGCAGUUUCAGGGAUUAUGUUGAUGCUAGUCUUGCUAAGCUAGAAGAGAUGUUUACUUCUAACAUAGAAAAACUGGAGAAGGAUGUAGUUAAUUGUAUGUUGCGCAGAGAUGAAAAAUGGAAAAAACAGCUUGAAAAAUUCAGAACCACUAGCACUCCCAUUGUACAAAGAACCAUAGCUGUUUCCACAGAUGUCAGCCCCACACCUCCAACUAAUAUUCAUCACUCCUCUUUUUCUAGUCAGCCUGGUGCAGCUCCAUACUAUCCAAAACCACCUGUUAGGAUGGACUUUCCUACGUUCGGGACCUCUAGUGAUUCAUCUGCUGUCCUCACUUUCAUUGAACAAUGUGAAAACUAUCUCGAUAUUAGACCUCUAUCCAACCAUGAGUUGCUGGGAGCCCUGUCUGCAGUCCUAAAGGGACCAGCUCUCAGCUGGUGGAAAGCCACAAAAGCUCUUGUGCACGACUGGUCGUCAUUCAAACAUGCAUUUAUGUCUGCUUUCCUUGCUUCUGAUUAUUUGAAUGAGGUUGAGGAAAAAUUAAGAACAACAGUACAAAAACCAGAUCAGUGUCUCAGAGACUUUGCUUAUGAUUAUCGAGCUUUAUGUUUGAAGUGGAAGCGAGAGAUGACAGAAGAAGAAAUUGUGCAACGCAUUCUCAAUAACAUCAACCCAAAAGUUGCUGGUUGUCUAAGAGGGACUGUCUCCACAGUAGCACAGCUCGUCAAAAUAGGAGCCAUGGUUGAGAAGGAUUGCAUGGGGGCCCGAGAAUAUUGGCAGAAAGUGCAUGCCAAUUCUGAAAAACCCAUCAAGAAAACCUCUGAGAGGAAACCCUUCCAAAAAGGUGCAGUAGGGGUCACUGUUGUGCAACAAAGACUUGUUAAAAAUAAAGACCCCAACCUUUUAAUUGUUCCAAUUUCCAUCAGAGGGUUUGAGGGCGAAGCUGUAGUGGACACAGGUAGCUCAUUUACACUUAUGCAGGACACCCUUUGGAAGCAAGUUUCCAGAGAAGAAGAGAAUUUUCAACCUUCAGAAAAACAGCGUUUUGUGAUGGCGGAUGGAACGGUUCACCAGGCUUUGGGCAAGAAAACUGUUGGUCUCGAAUGGCAUGGAGAACAGUGGCCUGUGACAGUGCAUGUGAUGAAAGAUGACCAUCUUGUUUUUCCACUAGUCCUUGGUCUGGAUUUUCUUUCCAAGUCCAGGGCCGUUCUCAAUCUGGCCAAAAAUACUUAUGGCCUGGAGAAAGACCAAAGAUACAUCUACCAUUCAUUCAUCUCACCAGCCAAAGUUCCCAAAAAGUGGAACAAAACAGCAAUACCAUCUUUUCUUUCUCCUGCUCAUAUUUACUAUGCCCUGCGCCCUGGUGAGCUUCCUCCUGUGGGGGCUGUUGGGACUUCUGACCCAAUUUCCAACUACGACACAGAUUCCCCUGAACUGCUCCAACAACUUGUGAAUGACUGGCCCACAGUCACCUCUGGUGUUCUGGGAAAGACCAAUGUUGAGAAGCACACCAUCUUCUUACAAGACAAUCUUCCAGUGAGAUCCAGAGCCUAUCGAGUGUCUCCUGUGAAAAAGAAAAUAAUUGAAGAGCAUGUGGCCAAAAUGUUAAAGGAUGAGAUAAUCGAACCAUCCCAGUCAGCCUGGUCAUCUCCUGUGGUCCUCGUAGAUAAACCAGAUGGAUCCUAUAGGUUCUGCGUGGACUACAGACGAGUAAACGCCAAGACCUUACCUGAUGCAUAUCCAAUGCCUAUAAUCCAUGAUAUCUUGGAGUCCAUGGAUGGCGCCUCCUGGUUUAGCUCCUUAGAUUUGCAGUCAGGUUACUGGCAGGUGGCCAUGGCAGAACAAAGUAAGCCACAAACCGCUUUCAUCACAUCUCUUGGACUCUUCCAAUUUAAAUGUAUGCCGUUUGGACUAAGGAAUGCUGCUGCAACUUUUCAACGUCUCAUGGAGAAAGUCUUAGGGGAGCUGAGGGGAAAGACAUGUUUCGUCUAUAUAGACGACAUCAUUGUCUACUCAAAAACUCAAAAAGACCACCUGAGAGACUUGUCUAGUGUGUUCCAACGCCUGCAUGCUGCCAACCUAACCCUGAACAUGAAAAAAUGUAACUUCUUCAAAAGACAACUAAAGUUUCUAGGCCACAUUGUCUCUGGAAAAGGUGUGGAAGUAGACCCUGACAAGACUCGAGCUGUUUCAGAUUUCCCAACACCAACUGAUGUAAAAGCUCUUCAACGCUUCUUGGGCCUUGCCGGGUGGUAUCACAAGUUUAUUCCUCACUUCUCUGACAUUGCUGCUCCUCUCAACCACCUAAAGAAAAAAGGAGUUGAGUGGAACUGGACUGAUGGAUGUCAGGCUAGCAUGGACACUCUAAAAGAGGCUCUAAAAUCUCCAACCGUGCUUGCUCAACCAGACCUUUCACUUCCUUUCCAAGUUCACAUGGAUGCCAGUGACGGAGGCCU
This is a messenger RNA of Oryzias melastigma (Indian medaka), 4116 nucleotides long. RefSeq lists its product as uncharacterized. Gene Ontology annotation, biological process: proteolysis. Gene Ontology annotation, molecular function: aspartic-type endopeptidase activity. Lineage: Eukaryota; Metazoa; Chordata; Actinopteri; Beloniformes; Adrianichthyidae. The record is from RefSeq and is a predicted model, not a curated record.